Molecule: messenger RNA, 486 nt
Organism: Lachancea thermotolerans CBS 6340
Lineage: Eukaryota; Fungi; Ascomycota; Saccharomycetes; Saccharomycetales; Saccharomycetaceae
Gene: UBC11
Product: putative E2 ubiquitin-protein ligase UBC11
Exons: 1
Coding region: 1-486 (161 amino acids)
Source: RefSeq, a predicted model, not a curated record
AUGGAGGGCAGCUCGAAAUCUAGUAUUCCCGAUGGCCACUCGGUGGUGAGCAGGCUCCAGAGCGAGCUAAUGCAACUGAUGUUGUCACCUUCGCCGGGCCUCAGUGCUUUCCCUGAGGACGAAGAAGACCUUACCAAGUGGUGUGGCAUCAUCACAGGCCCUGACGGGACGCCAUAUGAGGGGAUGCGGUUCAAGAUCGCGCUGGAGUUCGCUCAGACCUAUCCUUACACAGCUCCAAAGGUGCGGUUCGUGAGCCCAAUGUGGCACCCUAACGUCGAUAUGAGCGGCAACAUUUGUUUGGAUAUUUUGAAGGACCAGUGGUCAGCGGUCUACAACGUACAAACUAUCCUGCUCUCACUGCAGUCGCUGCUGGAAGAGCCCAACAACAGUUCACCGCUGAAUGCGGUAGCUGCGGAACUGUGGGACAAGGACAUGAGAGAGUACAAGAAGAAGCUCAUUGCACGGUACGAAGAGAUCGAUGACUAA